Molecule: messenger RNA, 1128 nt
Organism: Cotesia congregata
Lineage: Eukaryota; Metazoa; Arthropoda; Insecta; Hymenoptera; Braconidae
Source: the annotation of a GenBank genome assembly
AUGACGGUGCUAACGGGUCCCAGUUUUGCCGCAUAUGGCAGCGGUGGUUGGGCUCGUGGGCCCAGCAAUCAAACGGUGGUCGACAAAGUCCUACCGGAAAUGUUGCACCUAGUUGAUGCCCAUUGGUAUCAAUUCCCACCGAUGAAUCCACUGUGGCACGCAAUCCUUGGUUUUGUUAUUGGCUGUCUGGGUACUGUUUCAGUUAUUGGGAACGGCAUGGUUGUCUUCAUCUUCACCUCGACUAAAAAUUUAAGAACACCCAGCAAUUUAUUGGUAGUCAAUCUUGCUUUUUCAGACUUUUUAAUGAUGUUCUGUAUGGCUCCACCUAUGGUAAUCAAUUGCUUUUAUGAAACAUGGGUCUUUGGUCCACUGAUGUGUCAAUUAUAUGCCUGUGCUGGUUCCCUGUUCGGAUGUACCUCCAUUUGGUCGAUGACAGCGAUUGCAUUUGACAGGUACAAUGUUAUUGUCAAGGGUUUAGCAGCCAAGCCAAUGACUAUUGGCGGAGCAUUACUGCGAAUUUUGGGUAUCUGGCUGUUCUGUCUUGCAUGGACUAUCUUCCCACUUUUCGGAUGGAACAGAUAUGUACCGGAAGGUAACAUGACUGCUUGUGGUACUGACUACAUCACCAAAGAUUGGUUCUCAAGAUCAUACAUCCUCGCGUACUCGAUAUUUGUUUACUACUUGCCACUCUUCCUCAUCAUCUACAGUUACUACUUUAUAAUCUCAGCUGUAACUGCUCAUGAGAAGAAUAUGCGAGAACAGGCUAAGAAAAUGAACGUCGCAUCUCUUCGAUCUUCAGAAAAUCAAAAUCAAAGCGCUGAGUGCAAACUUGCCAAGGUUGCAUUAACAACUAUUUCCCUCUGGUUUAUGGCCUGGACUCCAUACUUGGUAAUUAAUUACGCAGGAAUCUUUGAAACAAUAACUAUCAGUCCACUUUUCACGAUCUGGGGAUCGGUAUUCGCUAAAGCCAAUGCUGUGUACAAUCCAAUUGUCUAUGGUAUCAGUCACCCUAAAUACAGAGCAGCAUUAUUCGCAAGAUUCCCAUCAUUGGCUUGCGCUGAAAAAUCAUCUGACGAUGCUAUUUCCACAGCGACCACUACUACUGAAGGUGAAAAAGCCAACGCGUAA